AUGACAAGGAAGGCAUUUCGACCUAUUGGAGUAGAUGUCGACGCUGGAACUCACGAUGACCGCCUCUAUAAUACAGUAUUUGACGGCUGGAGAGCUAAUCUAAGAAAUAAACUUUUGCCUCUUGUUCGACAUGAGACACCCAUCUUGGCUUCUAUGCAGAAAUCGAUUCGUACAAGUGCAUUUGAUAAUUAUUUCGUUUGGACAGCCAACUUGGGCACUCAUACCUUCUUUAUGGUAUUCUUGCCUAUUCUCAUUUGGUUCGGUAAUGUCGAGCUUGGGAGAAAUGUGUGCUUUUUGACAGCUUCCGGUGUAUUCUGGUCAGGGUUUUUAAAGGAUUUCUUAUGCCUUCCUAGACCUCUUUCGCCACCCGUUCAUCGAUUGACCAUGUCUCCUUCUGUUGCUUUGGAAUAUGGAUUCCCUUCUACUCACUCUACUAAUUCAGUCUCCGUUGCUUUGUUUUUUAUCUCAAUGGCAUGUGAAAAAUUUACCCCUGAAUCACCAGCAAGACUCAUAUCCAUUCUCGCAUGUCUUUUCUAUGCAACAAGUGUAGUGUUUGGAAGAAUAUAUUGUGGAAUGCAUUCAGUUACAGAUUGUAUUGGAGGGGCUGUCUUAGGUUACAUCGUCUACUGGGUACAGUGGACUUUUAAAAGUCAUCUUGAUUCAUUGUUUACAAGUGAUUCGUAUUGGAUAUUCAUGGGUAUUCCUAUAUGUCUCAUGCUUGUCUCUCUGCAUCCUGAUCCAAUGGAAAGAUGUCCAUGCUUUGAAGACAGUGUUUGCUUUAUGGGUGUUGUCAUUGGUCUCAUGCCUGGAAGUUGGUUGUGUAACCAGGUCGACAGUUGUCAAGCAGGAUUGACCUCGAGUCUUUCUAAAGAGGCAGGUAUGAUGGCCAUUCUAUUUUUAUUACUUAAACUCGUCAUAGGCGUUGCUUGCUUAUUUAUAUGGCGAAUUGCAUGUAAAAAGCUAUGUUAUUAUAUUUUGCCACCCAUUUACCGUAUAUUUAAUUUACCACAUCGUAAAUUUGAGAUUGGCGCAAGGACAUACAAGAGCUUGCGUAGAGAAAGCAUUCAUCCUGUUCCUUCUGUCUUAGACUUCCACUCGAUGUCAGGAAAUAUUUCAGAACAUGAACACGUUGGUAUCCAAUCAGCUAUCGAUUUACGAGAGCAUAGAGAAAGCACUCUCUCUUAUCGUGGAGGACGAAACCUGGAGAAAGAAGCCAUGUUUGAUCCUACCUCGUUAUUGAUUGUUGAAGACGCUCCAUUAAGAUACGACGUGGACAUUGUUACUAAAUUAAUUGUUUAUUCAGGUAUUGGCUUUAUUGCUGUAUUUAUUGUUCCCAUUUUAUUCCAUUCCAUGAGAAAAGUAUUAUAA
Rhizopus microsporus ATCC 52813 is the source of this 1368-nucleotide messenger RNA. RefSeq lists its product as uncharacterized. Gene Ontology annotation, cellular component: endoplasmic reticulum membrane. Bases 1 to 1368 code for a protein of 455 amino acids. The transcript has 10 exons. The record is from RefSeq and is a predicted model, not a curated record. Gene Ontology annotation, molecular function: sphingosine-1-phosphate phosphatase activity. Lineage: Eukaryota; Fungi; Mucoromycota; Mucoromycetes; Mucorales; Rhizopodaceae.